Molecule: messenger RNA, 1588 nt
Organism: Myotis myotis
Lineage: Eukaryota; Metazoa; Chordata; Mammalia; Chiroptera; Vespertilionidae
Gene: GGPS1
Product: geranylgeranyl diphosphate synthase 1
Exons: 4
Coding region: 371-1270 (299 amino acids)
Biological process (GO): isoprenoid biosynthetic process
Molecular function (GO): prenyltransferase activity
Source: RefSeq, a predicted model, not a curated record
GGGCAGGAGGGCGGGGUCUGGAGGAAAGAAAGAAGGAUGGUGAGGCCCCGGAUGCUGAACCUGAUUGGGUCCGAACGUUCUGCGUCCCCUCGCGGGCGGGCGAAGGGGAAGAACUGGAGGGGGCCCCGGAUCGGGGCGGAAAGGGGCAUCGGAGCGGAGAGGAAGCGGAGCCUCGCGGGCACGGCGACCCUGCAGGCGGAGCGGAUGCUGGAGGCUCCCGGCCCCGCCGCGGUGGAAAGUCGGCCUCGGAGUUGUUGUUCAACCCCCAGCCCGCUUCUCGGGUCGUUCUCUGCAGACCCGUCGUCGGCCGGAAAGGUUGCCUGCGCUUCCGAGCUGCGCUGACAUUUAUCAUCUUUGAAAUCCAACAACAAUGGAGAAGACUCAAGAAAAAGUCCAAAGAAUUCUUCUAGAACCCUACAAGUACUUGCUUCAGUUACCAGGUAAGCAAGUGAGAACCAAACUUUCACAGGCAUUUAAUCAUUGGCUAAAAGUUCCAGACGACAAGCUUCAGAUUAUCAUUGAAGUGACGGAAAUGUUGCAUAAUGCCAGUUUGCUCAUCGAUGAUAUCGAAGACAACUCGAAGCUCCGACGUGGCUUUCCGGUGGCACACAGCAUCUAUGGGAUUCCGUCUGUCAUCAAUUCUGCCAAUUAUGUAUAUUUUCUUGGCCUAGAGAAGGUCUUAACUCUUGAUCACCCCGAUGCAGUAAAGCUUUUUACGCGCCAGCUCUUGGAACUCCAUCAGGGACAAGGCCUGGAUAUUUAUUGGCGGGAUAGCUACACCUGUCCCACGGAAGAAGAAUAUAAAGCUAUGGUGCAGCAGAAGACAGGCGGACUGUUUGGAUUAGCGGUGGGUCUCAUGCAGUUGUUCUCUGAUUACAAAGAAGAUUUAAAGUCACUACUUGAUACCCUUGGGCUCUUUUUCCAAAUUAGAGAUGAUUAUGCUAAUCUACACUCCAAAGAAUAUAGUGAAAACAAAAGCUUCUGUGAAGAUCUCACGGAGGGAAAGUUCUCGUUCCCUACUAUUCAUGCCAUUUGGUUGAAGCCUGAAAGCACACAGGUGCAGAACAUCUUGCGCCAGAGAACCGAAAACGUAGACAUUAAAAAAUACUGUGUACAUUACCUUGAGAAUGUGGGUUCUUUUGAAUACACGCGGAAUACUCUGAGAGAGCUCGAAGCUAAAGCCUACAAACAAAUCGACGCGCUUGGUGGGAACCCUGAACUGGUAGCUCUAAUAACGCACUUAAGUCAAAUGUUCAAAGAAGAGAAUUAGUCAUAUUAAGCCAUUCUCGAUUAGGCCUGACAGCUUAUUUGAGUCGGUUAUUUUUUUGUCUUCUAGCCUAUCUUUUUAUAAAUUUGGAGCAAGCUGUUUGUCUCUAAGAACUGAGUGGACGGGGCGGUGCGGGGGAGGUGGUUUCCACGUAGAGCCACUCCGUAAUCGUUGUACGGAACUGAAGGAACCGAGAGGAGUCACAUUGAAAUAGGUGCCAUGUGAAUGUCGCAGUGUGCGGUGUCGGGUCUCUGUGGCCAACUCUGCCAUGAGUGUUUGAUUGAUUCUGUCAAUAAAGAAUUCGACUCCGUCUUCUCUGCA